AUGAAGCUCAAGGCCGUCCUCGCCUUCUUCGCCGCCAUCAUGGCCGUCGCUGCCAUCCCUGUCAAAGUGGCUCCCGAGUCGGAUGCCCUCGCCGUGCGCGAGGACAAGGUCGACGUGGCGGCUCGCGACCUGACCAAGACCAAGACCAAGGCCAAGGCCAAGGCCAAGAAGGUCAGGAAGGCCAAGAAGCGCGACGACGACUCGGACGACUCGGACAGUGACUCGGACAGCGACUCUGACGGCGACUCUGACGGCGACUAG
Molecule: messenger RNA, 261 nt
Organism: Lasiosphaeria miniovina
Lineage: Eukaryota; Fungi; Ascomycota; Sordariomycetes; Sordariales; Lasiosphaeriaceae
Exons: 2
Coding region: 1-261 (86 amino acids)
Source: RefSeq, a predicted model, not a curated record